GAUAUCAAUAAUUUAUUCAUUUUUCAAACAUCAUUUAUAAUACAAACAAAUGAAAAAAAUAAACAUGUAUGGUCUGGGUGAGCGAAAAAUAACCAACAUCUAUGAUUUUAUCUAUCAAAGUCGUCACCAUCCACCAUUCAGUAAAAAUGUAUCUACUAAUUAAGUAUAACUUACACUAAAAUUCUAAAUGUAAACAAAGUCGAAUCAAAAACCGCGCGAUCAAUUAGUCGAUCUUCCAAGCUACUUCGAUUACAGACACGUACAAAUAUUCGAGAUUCCGCAUUUGCGCGAUUCCGGUUGAUACAGCAAGAAUAUAGACCGAUACACAUGCACUUCAUAUUUGCUCUUCAUCACCUGUAGCAAAGUCGAGGCCACGCGACGUGUAUACCAUUUUUCCGCUUGUAAUUUACAAUUCAUCGAGCGAAACUCGCGCGCAAAAAAAAGAACCGAGCAGAGGAAAACGAUAGCAGCGAGCCGAUGAUCAAAUAGAGACAGAAAGUCGAGUCGCGUCAGAUAAGACUCUGAGCCAGAGACAGAAGUCGCGAGGAAAUGGAUAUUCCGUAGAAGCGCUCGAGAGUAUGGCCGAGUUCGUCAAGAGAGGCAGCGUACAGCUGAUGGUCAAGCGUAGCAGUGUUCAGAUAAAGCAGGCCGCGAAGGAGGUGCGAGCUGCGGUACGAGCUCGGCACAUAGUAGCGGCUCUGGUAGCGGCUGGCUUUGCGCUGUCCGGUGCCGUGGAAACGAGCUCGUCAGUGGCUUUGCUUGCAAACCAGGAGGACAACCACGCGAUCAUAGAUACGUCAUGGCACUGCGACAUGCUUGUCAACAUCUCUAGCCGCAACCGCACCGAGGACGCCGAGGUUAUCCUUAUGGAGUUGCCGCAGGAGGAGCGCGCCGAGUCGAUAAUGCGCGAAGCCUUCCUCUGGGGACAAGUGGCUGGACCAAUAUUAGGUGGUUGUCUUGUCUGGGGCCGAUCCGGGCCGUCGAUGGUGUUUUCCAGGGCGGUACUGAGUGCCUGUCUGGCUUCUCUGCUGGUACCGGCUGCGUGGAGAGGACCGUCGCAUGUUGCGCUCAGGCUGUUUCAGGGUCUUUGUACGGGAGCAACAAUGCCCGCUGCUCACAUGCUCGCCAUGACGUGGUUCAAAAGUACACAUAGGAGUUGGUAUUUUAGUUGCUAUGCAGCUGUAAGUGUAGGUUAUUGUUUGAUGGGAUGGAUCGGGACGGCGGUAGUGCGAGCUUUCGGUAGAGACUCAUUGUGCUACGGUCUCACGAUACUCGCAUUGUGUUGGUACUUCGCGUUUGGUCGUUUCGUCAAAGACAGUCCUAAAUCUUAUCAACACGAUACUAAUGCGGCAGUAAUACCAUGGGGAAAGUUACUGAGAUCCGUUCCGGUCUGGGCGUCCGCUGUCGCGACAAUGGGUAACCAAUGGGGAGACGCCACUCUCGCUCUCGGAAUGACGAAGUAUCUCAAGCUCAUUUAUGGAUUCUCAACCGCUAACGAUUCCGUGUUGACGACGCUGCCGCACAUCGGGCACUUUAUGGCGGCACUCACUUGUGGUUUGCUCGUUGAUCACGUGAGAGAAUCUAAAAUUGUCUCUACUACCACGGCGAGAAAACUCGUUGUAUACACAGCACACUUCAUUCCCGCUGCGCUGCUGUUCGUCGCGGGUUACGCGGGCUGCCAGGCGCUGGGCGCCGCCUGGUUGGGUAUCGCAGCCCUGCUGGUGAGCGGCACAGCUCCAGCCGGAGCCCUCGCGGCUAUCGCCGACCUGGCGCCCGCCGAAUCUCCAGCCUGUGCAGCUGCAGCCUGCGCACUCUGCUCGACCCUCGGGGCAGCCGGCCUCCUCGCCGCCAAUUACUUCGUCACUCAAGCGCUCCACGGAUCCAUCGCAGGAUCUUGGCGCCUGGUAUUCGGUGUGGCCUCGAUAGUCUUGCUUUUAACCGCUGCAGUCUUUCUGGCCCUUGGCAAGGGUGUACCCCAACCCUGGAUACCCUCCGUAGCACGACCUCGUAGCCAUGACGUCAUUUACGAGCACGACGUGCUCGAGCUGGAUUACGAAGACGUCGGCGUACAAACCGAGCCCUACAACCCCUACGAUGCUGAGGAAGAAGAGGAGAAGAACACGAAGGAGGAGCAGAAAGAGGCGACAUCGGUACACUCGACGAUCUCGGUCAUCAACGAGUAAUGAUGUGAUUUAACUUUUGUAAUUAAGUUGUUUUCGAGAAUCUGAUCUGUUUCUAUUAUGUAACUUAGAGAUUUUUUAAAUCCAUAUAUUGACAUUGGUUAUUCACAUUCAUAUAUUUUUUAUAGUAAGUCUCGAUGGUGAAAUUUUUUAGUAUAAUUGAAUAGCUUAUAGCGAAAGAACAGCUCUAUCAUUUGAGUAUUGAUAAUAUUUAGAAACAAAAGCCGAGAAUUAGUUAUGUAAACGAAUUUGUAAAAACUAUUUAUACAUUAAUAAUUAUAGGAUGAUAGAUCCGAUAUUAUAAUAUCGGAAUAUGUAAAUACUUCGAAUACUUGAAAUUUCUAUAAUAAUUAUCAAAUAUCAUAAUGUAUGAACGUUAUGAUACUCUAGUAUUAUCAUAAUAAUCAUUAUUAAUAUUACUUGUAGAUCUUAAUUUGCCAAUAUUGAAAAUAUAUUUUGAAUUGUUGCUUACGUU
This is a messenger RNA of Nasonia vitripennis (jewel wasp), 2655 nucleotides long. Its product is annotated as sialin. Gene Ontology annotation, biological process: transmembrane transport; monoatomic anion transport. Lineage: Eukaryota; Metazoa; Arthropoda; Insecta; Hymenoptera; Pteromalidae. Bases 579 to 2183 code for a protein of 534 amino acids. Gene Ontology annotation, molecular function: transmembrane transporter activity. The record is from RefSeq and is a predicted model, not a curated record. Gene Ontology annotation, cellular component: plasma membrane. The transcript is spliced from 8 exons.